Molecule: messenger RNA, 3318 nt
Organism: Impatiens glandulifera
Lineage: Eukaryota; Viridiplantae; Streptophyta; Magnoliopsida; Ericales; Balsaminaceae
Product: protein ALTERED PHOSPHATE STARVATION RESPONSE 1-like
Exons: 4
Coding region: 321-2864 (847 amino acids)
Source: RefSeq, a predicted model, not a curated record
ACUCACACAUACACACGCACCGACGAAGACGACGAUGUCCAAUUUCUUCACCUUUUCUCUUUCCCUCUUUCUCUGCUACAACACGACGACCGACUCCCCGCUGGCCAGAUUCCUUCCCUGUCGUCCUUCUUUAUUUCUCUGUCCUCUCCUCUUCUCUUCUCUUCUUUCCCUUAUCUCUCUCCCUCCCUUCCAUUCCUAACCCUAAAUUUCAUGUCUUUCUUCUUAAUUCCUUUCUAAUUCCCUUACUUACUUCCAACUCUACCAUACCCAGUUUUUUCUUUUUAUUUUUUCUGGGUCCAAUCUCUCAUUAGGGUUUACAGAUGGGCUGUGCCAGCUCCAAGCUAGACGACCUACCGGCUGUGGCCCUCUGCCGUGAUAGAUGCGCCUUUCUUGAACAAGCUAUCCGAUUAAGAUACUCACUUGCGGAUUCCCAUGUUGCUUAUAUGAUCUCUCUCAAAGGGGUUGGUGGGUCUCUAAGACGCUUCUUUGAUCAGGAUCUUGAUGUGGGUGCGCCGCCUUCACCGGUUCUGAAUCUGCCGCCUCAGAGAAAGGGACAACCAGAGGCUUCAGGGUCUCCUCCAUCUGAGGAAAAUCAUCAUAAUCAUCAUCAUGGUCAUUCUCACUCCAAUUCCGGCUCGCAUAUUCAGCUUGACUCUGAUUCGGAUUCGGAUGAAUCGGGGUCUGAAUCUCUGCAUCAAGAUGAUCAUCACCAUCUUCAUCACUCUGGUAAGAAUUCUCCUUAUCAUCCGUACGGACAGAUGAAUUAUACCGAUCAGGAGGGGUCUUUGAGCUCGUAUCCACCUGGAUAUAUGAAUACGAAUUUCAAUAUCAGUUACACUAAGAAUAAAGCGCCGUCGUCGGUUGUAUAUGCACAGAAACCUAUGGUUCCAGAGACUGUUUAUAUGGGCGAAUCGUCAUCUUCUUCAUCAUAUUAUCCUUAUCAAUAUGCUAAUCAAAAUCAAAAUCAAAAUCAGAGCUCCUAUCCGUAUUACAGUAAUUCAGGUUACGGCAACUUCUUCGGUGGUGCACCGUACGGCUAUUCUUCUACUCCGGCUAUGGUUGGGCCAGCUGCCUCUGUGCAAUCCGAAGCAUCGACCUCAAGUUCGGCUCCUGCUCCUCCACCUCCUCCUCCCCCACAGCCUCAGACUUCUGCUUGGGAUUUCCUAAAUCCAUUCGAUAGUGAAGACAGGUAUUAUCAACCUUAUACCUCUAGCCGUGACUCCGGUGAUGUGAGAGACGUCGAGGGAAUUCCAGAUUUGGAAGAUGAGGAAGAUUUUCAGCAUGAGGUUGUUAAAGAGGUACAAGAAGAUAAAAAAUUUGUUGAUGUUGGCGGUGGACAUAGUUACUCGAAGGGUGUGGUAAAUGAUGCAGAUGAAAAUGGGAGAGCUUCAGAGUCAUUGUAUCGUGCCAGGCCAAGUAAUUCGGCCGAGAAUAAUCCUCAAGAGUAUGAGGUGCACGUGGUUGAUAAGAAAGUAGAUAAGGAGGAGAUUUCAGGCGAUCGAGGGAAUACUCCAGCUUUCAAUGUCCGGUUGAGCAGUGAUUCUGAGAUUGUAAGAGAAAUUGAGACUCAGUUUCUGCGAGCUUCUGAAUCAGGUCAAGAUCUCACGGUAUUGCUUGAAGUUGGGAAAAUGCCAUAUAAGAAAGGUGCUGGAUAUCAUGUAUCUUCCAAGUUGUUGCAUGUAACGACACCUUCGGCAUUAGCUUUGCAACCUUCUACUUCCAAAGCUGCCGAGGCAUCGUCGAUUGAGAAUGAAGGCCCUGAAAUUGAAGAGGUUGUGGGAAUGGGAUCUGGGAAUCUAUCUUCAACAUUGCAUAAGCUAUUUCUUUGGGAGAAGAAAUUAUACAAUGAAGUCAAGGUUGAAGAGAAAAUGAGAUUACUACAUGACCAGAAAUCAGAGAAGUUGGCACGCAUGGAUAAAAGAGGUGCCGAGGCCCACAAAAUAGAAGCAACAAGGAUGUACAUAAAAAAUCUCUCUACAAAAAUAAGGAUUGCUAUUCAGAUUGUUGACAAGAUAUCUGUGAAGAUAAAUAAGUUAAGAGACGAUGAGCUAUGGCCACAGUUAAAUGAACUCAUUCAAGGGUUGGCAAAAUUUUGGAAAUCCUUGGUUGAAUGCCAUCGUAGUCAAUGUCAGGCGAUAGGACAAGCUAGGAAACUUGACAUGAUUGCUUCGAGGAAGCAGCAGCAUCCAACGGAUGCUGGUCUCCAGGUGACCUUACAGCUUGAAUACGAGCUUCUUAACUGGAUAUCAAAAUUUUCUUUCUGGAUUGGGUCCCAAAAGGGUUUUGUAAAGGCACUGAAUAACUGGCUAAUGAAAUGCCUUCUAUACGUACCUGAAGAAACUGCUGACGGAAUAGUUCCAUUCUCUCCUGGGAGAAUAGGGGCGCCUCCAAUAUUUGUAAUGUGUUUCCAGUGGGCUCAGGCAAUGGAGAGAAUAUCGGAGAAGGAAGUGGUGGAUUCAAUGAGGGAGUGCGCGAGAAGUGUUCUUCAUCUGUGGGAGAGAGAUGUGCUGGAAAUGCGGAACAGGAUGGUAGCUAACAAGGAUCUGGAGAGAAGGUUUAGGAGUGUAGAGAAAGAUGACAGGAAGGUGCAGAAAGAGAUUCAAGCUUUGGACAAGAGGCUAGUUUUGAUGUCUGCUGCUGGAAAUGGAAAUGGAAAUGGUUUGUCUUUGUUAGGAGGUGGAAAUGCGGUUUAUCAGGGAGAUACAAAUAAGAGUAGUAGUAGUAGCUUGCAGACGAGUCUGAAGAGGGCUUUUGAGACGAUGGAGCGGUUCACAACUGAGUCGUUGGGUGCUUAUGAGGAGCUUUUGUUGCGAAUUGACGAGGAUAGACAAGAUCGACUUAGUAAGGAAAAUGAAAGAGAUUAAAAAUCCAAUGAUUGAUGAGAUUUCAUCCUACAACAACUGAGAUCCUUUGUUGUUGCUGCUGCUGCUGCUGUUGCAUGAAUUUUGCAAUAAGAGAUGGAUGCAGCAGAAAUGGGGUCUGAUCAUAAUUUUGUUGAUUUUGAAAUAUGGAUUUGAUCGGUUCUUUUGAAGGUAAAGAAGACUCUAUCUGAUAUAUGUCAAUAAUAAUAAUAAUAUUAUUAUUAUAGGCUUAUGUUGUUAGGGGCUAGAGUUUAGGGUAGAGACAGAUUAGGAAUGAUGAUGUCUCAAGUAUAUUAUGCAAGUCAUGGAUGAUGUGCCUUUAGAUGUUGUUACAUUAUUAUUAUUAUUAUUAUUAUUGUAAAAUAGGUUAGUAGAAAUCUUUUGCUCAUUAGAUUUUUAAAUUUCAUUUGUUGUACAGGAUUAUUUAUUGGCAAAUAAUGAAAUAUUAUUUCUUCUA